Molecule: messenger RNA, 2339 nt
Organism: Plutella xylostella (diamondback moth)
Lineage: Eukaryota; Metazoa; Arthropoda; Insecta; Lepidoptera; Plutellidae
Biological process (GO): regulation of gene expression
Cellular component (GO): nucleus
Source: RefSeq, a predicted model, not a curated record
GUAAAAAACAAAAACAUUUUGUAUGUUUGUAACUAGUCAGCAAAAUUCAUUUCAAUGUAAUAUUUUUAUGUAUUUAACUAUCUAUUUAAUUUGUGGCAUAAAUUUCAUCCUCAUCGUUCAUUGAAAUGGAAGCAGUGAGAUUUUGCCGUGUUUGUCUAAAUGUUGGGGUGAAGUUGUACAGCGGGGAUGUGUUUCAACUGCUACAAUGUUACGAGGAUCUCAUCCAUCUCAGUGGAUUGAAAUCAUUGAAAGGGCUCCAGUGCUACUUCUGCUAUGAGUGCUCUGCCAUACUCUGGAAGAUAAAUAAGUUUAAAGAAAAGUGUGAAAUUGGACAGAAUGUGCUCAACAAUUUAUUAUUCCACGGUGAGAUAUCACACUCUUCCAUCACAAACAUAGAUAGAAAGGAACUAAGACUAGAAUCAACUAUUUCAACAUCUGUUCCAAGCCACAAUGUGGCAAAUUAUGAAUUUUAUGAGAACACAGAUGAAAACCUCUAUAAUAUAGAGAAAAAUAUUUCAACAGAUUCAGUAGUAGUGAAAGAAGAACAUAAAAUUGAACAAUUUUGUACAAUUCUAACUGAACACAAUUUUAUAGAUGAAAAUUCAGAAAGUAGCUUUAAGCAUGAAGAUAUGGAAAACAUAAGUAGUGAUGCAGAUAAUGAUCACAAUAAAAUACCAGAUGGAAACCAAGACAGUUUGCAUGUCAAUUUUAUGAGUAAAGACAAAACAAUAAACCUAUCCACAAAGACUAGAACUAAAAAGUAUUGCAAAGUUAUUAAAAAGGCAAAAACAACAAAAGCAGUAUCAAAAAGUAAAACAUCCAAAAAAUCUGAAGACACAGUUAAAAGAAAGCCAGUUCAAACCCCAAACAAACGUAAGCCAAGAGACAAGUAUGCAACGCAAAGAGCAUCAGCGUACAAAUUUGAUGCAGAUAAAUGGAAUAUAGUAUAUUUAACUGAAGAAGAAAUGAAGGCAGAGCAUGAGAAACUGUCAGAUAAUGCAAACUAUCAGAACUCUGCUCACAAGUGCCUCACUUGUAUAAAGACAUUCACGUGUGAAGACACUUUGAAGAGACACAUGCGGGUACAUAGCGAGGAGCGCGGCCAGUUCUCGUGUUUCCUGUGCGCGCGCCGCUUCGUGUGGGCCACGCGGCUGCGCAUGCAUCUGAAGGUGCACCGCACGGUCUACCACUGUCUGCGCUGUCGGGAGGUCUUCAACUACGCCACCCGCGCCAUAGCCCACGACCGAGUGCACGCCGGGCUCACCUUCCAGUGUAAACACUGCGAAGCCAAGUUCACCAACAAGUCAUCCUACUACACACACGUGCGCGCGCGGCACCGCUCCGAUCACGUGUGUGCCGCCUGCGGAGCCUCCUUCGUGAGCGCGCUGGGGCUGCGCCAGCACACCCUGUAUAAACACCACGACGGGAGUAUACAGGGUGAUGUGCAGGAAGCUGAAGAAGCGAAGGAAGAUGAUUCAACUAACAAGAACACUUUCUGUGAAAAGUGCGCGAUGUCGUUCCGAUCUGUAGCGGCGUUUGAGGAACACAAAAAGAACUCUAAAAUGCACUUGGAAGAUAAUGAGAAUGAGAAGAAUUCUCUGUCCAAGAUAAAGUUGUACAAGUCUGGAGUUUCUACCACCAACAACACCGGCGAACAGUUCACUUGUGACCAGUGUCCGUCAGUAUUCUUCACGCGCACGUCCCGGGAACUACACCGUACCCGCAAGCACGGCGGCGGCGGCGACCGCGCCGAGAGGUACAUCUGCGAGAUAUGCGGGGCUUCGCUCGCUUACGGCAGUAUAAAGGUACACAAGAACAUGCACAACAACGUCCGCUACCGCAGCAGUAAGCGGUUCCCGUGCGCGCAGUGCGGCAAGGAGUUCCAGUCCGCGUGGAAUAGGACGCAACAUAUGACGACUCACACUGGUGAGAAGCCAUUCGCGUGCAAACUGUGCGACAAGCGGUUCACGCAGUCGCAGGGCGCGCUCAAGCACUUCCGCACCUGCCACUGAACCUGCUGCCGCUACACGGGCUCGCUAACGACGUAGAUAAACGUCACUAUAUCGCGAAUUGAUAUAAAUACGGCGGUGUGAUUGGCGGAACGCGCUUUGAACGAGUUUAUCGACGUCGAUAACAGAUUCGUGCCACGGCCGCUGACGCAAAAUAAAAGGCUUGCUAUGACAGCUAAUAUAGUAUGAGUUUUAUGACGUUUGAUUGACAGUCCCUUAUAAGUAAAUAAAGGAUGGUUUUUCCCUUACAGGACGAUUAGAAUUUUACAUAUUUAUUUUAGAAUACAUUCAUUCAUUAUCAGCCCGUAUCUGCCCACUGCUGGGUAUAAG